Messenger RNA from Brassica napus (rape), 663 nucleotides. RefSeq names its product nuclear pore complex protein NUP214-like. The record is from RefSeq and is a predicted model, not a curated record. Gene Ontology annotation, molecular function: structural constituent of nuclear pore. Gene Ontology annotation, biological process: RNA export from nucleus. Bases 159 to 524 code for a protein of 121 amino acids. NCBI's taxonomy places the organism in Eukaryota, Viridiplantae, Streptophyta, Magnoliopsida, Brassicales, Brassicaceae. The transcript is spliced from 2 exons.
UUUGGGGGAAUUGCGUCUUUGGUGCUGGUCUCCCAGGAGCUACGUUUGGUUCUCCUACCGGAUUUGGUGGCUCUAACCCAGGAAGCGGCCUCCCAGUUGCACCAGCAUCUGGUGGUUUUGCUGCUGCUGGGUCUAGUGCUACUGGUGGAUUUGCCGCCAUGGCUUCGGCUGGUAGGGGAUUCGCAGGUGCUUCUUCUAGUCCAACUGGUGGAUUCGCUGGCUUAGCCUCAGGUAGUGGUGGUUUCGGCGGUGCUGCUCCAGGAGGAGGAGCUGGUGGUGGAUUUGGUGGACUUGGUUCAGGAUCGGGUGGUGGUGGAUUUGGUGGAGUUGGUUCAGGCUCGGGAGGGUUUGGAAGCUUUGCUCCUCCUAAUAGUGGAGGUUUUGCUGGAGCAUCAGGAGGUGGUGGUUUUGGGGGUUUCGCUGGCCAAGGGCAAGGCGGUGGUGGUGGGUUCUCAGGGUUUGGUGGGAACACGGGAGGAGCAGGAGGAAAGCCAUCGGAACUCUUCACACAGAUGAGAAAAUGAGACGAAAGAUAUAUUAUAUGUUAAAAUGAGAAUGGCAUGCGAGCAAAGUCUCUGAUUCACUUUAGAUCUAAUCUGGUAGCUAUUAUAUCGAGUUUGUAUGUUCAUCUACAUUAAUGAAAACGUUUGUUUGUGUACUCAA